Molecule: messenger RNA, 888 nt
Organism: Fraxinus pennsylvanica
Lineage: Eukaryota; Viridiplantae; Streptophyta; Magnoliopsida; Lamiales; Oleaceae
Source: the annotation of a GenBank genome assembly
AUGGUGUUGAUUACUGAAGAAAUGAUCAAGCAGUUCGAAAGUAUGGUGGAAAAAUUCGAUGAAAAAUUGAAGACGUCUUUCGAGAAUAUACAUCAAGGGUACCCGACUGAGAAUUUGGUGAGGUUUCUCAAAGCACGAGAUGGGAAUGUCUCUAAGGCCUAUGAAAUGCUCAUCGACUGCUUGAACUGGAGGAUAGAAAAUAAAAUUGAUGACAUAUUGGCUAAGCCAAUCAUCCCCGUCGAAUUUCAUAGAUUAAUCCGCGAUUCACAACUUGUAGGGAUGUCCGGAUAUUCAAAAGACGGCUAUCCCGUAUUUGCCGUGGGUGCAGGGCUCAGUACAUCAGACGAAACAUCGAUUGAGUACUAUGUCCUGUCACACAUUCAAAUUAAUGAAUAUCGAGAUCGCGUGAUUUUACCUUGUGCGACGAAAAGAUUGGGACGAUACGUAGGCACUUGCAUAGUGAUUUUUGACAUGACUGGUCUAAAGCUUUCUUCAAUCUAUCAAAUCAUUAAGAAGUAUUCCGAAAUGUCAACCGUUAAUGAACUUAACUAUCCAGAGAGGACGGAGACUUAUUUCAUAGUUAACGCGCCAUACAUGUUUUCGAUUGGUUGGAAGGUUGUGAAUCCUCUUAUGUUCGAGAGAACGAGGAAGAAGGUCAAGAUCCUUUCAGGAUCUGGGAGAGAUGAAUUGUUGAAGAUUAUGGAUUAUGAAUCUCUCCCACAUUUUUGUCGAAAAGAAUGGCCAGGAUCAUCUCGGCAUCCUACGCAUGGAACAGAUGGUAAUUGUUUUUCCUUGGACCAUACUUUCCACAAGGAAAUGUACAACUAUAUUAAGGAGCAAGAAAAGAGACUCGAGGAUCAAAACGGAAUUUCCCAUACACGAGCUUAA